Molecule: messenger RNA, 2255 nt
Organism: Juglans regia (Persian walnut)
Lineage: Eukaryota; Viridiplantae; Streptophyta; Magnoliopsida; Fagales; Juglandaceae
Product: UDP-glucuronate:xylan alpha-glucuronosyltransferase 1-like
Exons: 5
Coding region: 178-2127 (649 amino acids)
Biological process (GO): xylan biosynthetic process
Molecular function (GO): glycosyltransferase activity
Source: RefSeq, a predicted model, not a curated record
AGGAAACUUGCAAAACAAAGUGAAGACCUUGAAUUCCCACGGUCCAAACAGGGCUUAAGUAUGUAACAAAAUGAAGAAAUAUCGAGCAAAAAAAACUGAGAGAAGAAAAAAAGACAUGGAAAAAGUAGCUGAGAAACAAAAAUAUAAAUUUAUAUCUAAGAAAACCAAAAUUCUAUAAUGGAUAGAAAAUUCAAUUGGUCGUUAGUCUGUCUAUAUUGUUCUGCUGCCUUGCUACGCUCUCAACCUCCCUCAACUAUCAUCUUAUUCUGCAAAGUUCCUAAUACGGUCUGUAUGAGAGGAGCAAAGGGUGCUUCCGAUGGUGCUUUUGAGGCUCGACAUCGUUUAUCUUCAUCAGUUGAAGAAGUUUAUAAGAGAAGAUUUCACAAAAGCAAAGCUAGGCCUUUCCAAAUAUCCAUUCAAGAUAGAAAUUCAAGAUGCAAGUUUGCUCUGCUUAAGCUUGUGCUCCUAAUUAUCGUAUCUGGAACACUUGUAGCUUUCCUAUACUCUCCAGAGGCUUACAAUAGCAAUCAACUACCACAUUCUGGCUCUGGGUGGAUAUGGGGCGGUCCAGAUCCUCGUUAUCUAUCAAAUCUAGACAUUGCUUGGGAUGACAUCACGAAAGUUCUUGAGAAGGUGACUGAGAAUAGUGAAAAUUGGGGAAUUGGUCUUUUGAACUUCAAUGAGCGUGAAGUCAAUCAUUGGAAGCAGCUCAUUCCUGAUGCCAAAAGCGUUGAUCUGCAACUGGACCAUGCAGCAAAAAAUGUGACAUGGGAGUCCUUAUACCCAGAGUGGAUAGACGAGGAAGAAGAAACUGAAGCUCCAAUUUGUCCAUCUCUACCAAAGCUUAAACCCCCCGGAAUACGACUCGAUCUUAUAGCUGUUAAGCUUCCAUGUCGGAACGAGGGGAAUUGGUCCAGAGAUGUGGCUCGUUUGCAUUUGCAGCUUGCAGCUGCUGAUCUAGCAGCCUCUUUCAAAGGCUUGUAUCCUGUGCAUUUGCUCUUUAUUACCAAGUGCUUCCCACAACCAAGUCUGUUUUCUUGCAAGGAACUUGUUUCACUUGAAGGGAAUUUAUGGUUAUACAAACCAGACUUGAAUGCGCUAAGACAAAAAGUCCAGCUCCCAGUUGGCUCUUGCGAACUUGCACUUCCUUUCAGGGGCAGUGAUCUGGUUUACUCAAAAAACAUGCACCGAGAAGCAUAUGCAACGAUUCUGCAUUCAGCUGAUGUUUAUGUUUGUGGAGCCAUUGCUGCUGCCCAGAGCAUCCGCAUGUCUGGCUCCACAAGAGACCUUGUUAUCCUUGUGGACGAGACAAUCAGUGCAUACCACAGGAGUGGACUUGAAGCUGCAGGCUGGAAGAUUAAGACAAUCCAGAGGAUCAGGAACCCAAAAGCUGCGAAAGAUGCCUAUAACGAAUGGAAUUACAGCAAGUUCCGGUUAUGGCAGUUAACAGAUUAUGACAAGAUCAUAUUCAUCGAUGCUGAUUUGCUUAUGCUCAGAAACAUCGAUUUCUUAUUUGGGAUGCCAGAAAUAUCUGCAACGGGGAACAAUGGCACACUUUUUAACUCUGGUGUAAUGGUAGUUGAGCCUUCAAAUUGCACUUUCCAGCUUUUGAUGGAUCACAUCAACGAGAUUGUGUCCUAUAAUGGGGGUGACCAAGGAUACUUAAACGAGAUCUUCACAUGGUGGCAUAGGAUUCCAAGACACAUGAAUUUCUUGAAGAAUUUCUGGGCUGGUGACGAGGAAGAAGUUAAGCAAAUGAAAACUAGGCUCUUCGGCGCUGAGCCUCCAAUUCUCUAUGUUCUUCACUAUCUGGGGGUGAAGCCAUGGAUGUGCUUCCGUGACUACGAUUGUAAUUGGAAUGUUGAUAUAUUACAAGAGUUCGCAAGCGAUGUCGCUCACCAAAAAUGGUGGAAAGUGCAUGAUGCAAUGCCAGUUCUGUUGCAGCAGUUUUGUCUGUUGAGAUCGCCGCAAAAGGCACAGCUAGAAUGGGACCGUAGGCAAGCCGAGAAAGCAAACUACACGGACGGGCAUUGGAGGAUUAAAGUAAGGGAUCAACGUGUAAAGAAAUGCAUAGACAAUUAUUGCAACUGGAAGAACAUGUUGAAGCACUGGGGCGACGCAAAUUAGAGUACCGAUCGACGAUCAAGUCUUUUACUCAAAGGCCACCUGCAAUAUGUAAGGAAUAUAAGUUGUCAAAUGGAGUAUUUUGUACAAUUUAUCCGAGGGAAAUGCCAGGGAGCCGCCCGUUUAUUUUG